AUGGCCUGGCAGUCGCCCUCGGCCAUGAACGGCGGCGGUGCCAACGGAGGGGGUGACGGCAAUGCGCCCGCCGGCACAGAGUACACAUUGCAGGGUGUGAUGCGAUUUCUGCAGCUAGAAUGGCACAACCACGAGCGUGCACGGAAUGCCUGGGACAUCGAGCGCGCCGAGAUGAAGGCCAAGAUUGCAAAACAGGAGGGCGAGGUGCGGAGUGCGAAGAAGCUCAACGACCAGCUGAACAAGCACAUUCGCAUGCUGGAACAGGCCCUCACCAACGAGAGGAAGAAGAAGAGCGAGGCAGCAGGAGGUGACGCCGAGGCCACAACAGAGGACAAGAAUGACCCCAAGGGAAAGAAGAGUGGCAGGAACUCGACGAAGCCUCAAAACAAGAAACACAACUCCUUCCUCGACGUGGAUUCAGAGUUCCUCGACCGUGCAGAGGCCGACCGCGAGAAUCUACGAGAGAAGUCGAAGCUCUACCUCACGAAAUGCGUUGAAGAGAUAACAUAUCUUCUUACACCACCCCCGCAAGCCCCGCAACAACAGCAGAACAUGCAGCCCCUCGCAAACGGCAACGGCUACAUGAACCAUGGCGAGGCCUCGAUGGAAGACAUCUACCUCCAGCAACAUCGCCAGAGGCUGCAGUCGCAACUUCCAACCAUGCCAGGCACAUCUAUGCCUACCCACCAGCCUCCCAACGUACCAGUCCCCUCCGAAUUACAGAGCUUGGCCAACCAGCAUCAAAUCCACCAUGCACCGCAGAUGGCACGAGAACCCUCACAGCAACAACCACUUCCGUCCAACGCUGCCAUGGCUCAAGAGCUUCUCGCUGGACACCAACGCCAGGUCCAGAACCAGCAGCACUUUUCCUCAGUGCCCGAAGAGCAGGUUGAAAAGGUCACUCAUGCUUUCGACAACGAAGGCCGCCAAAUACCGAUACGUGGAGAUGACGCGUCGGAUGCAAGCCAGGCUGCCAACCAAGACAAGGAUACAGAUGAUUGGAUCUUCGACCCUGCAUCGGAGACAGCUCAGGAUGGCCCACCAAGGCGGCCAGACACCGAGGAGUUUCCAUCAGCGGAUAGCAUCCCAGCAAAAUCACCACCACGACCAGUCAAGAGGGCCAGCAAAGACCAUGUUAGGCGAUUGAGCAACGACCAGAAAGCACAGCAAGCCGUAGCUCAGUCAGCAGCAAAGAACGACCCGCAAAGUUUCAAAGUUCGAUUCGCACUCCGUGGUCACCUUGAUGUCGUGCGGUCAGUUAUUUUCACCGGGGGUGGCAGUCCCAGUGAACCCGAGAUCUGUACCGCAGGAGACGAUGGCAUGAUCAAGAGAUGGAUGAUUCCCGCAAGUUACGCAAACCAGCACAGCAUGAACAAUGAUCUCGACAUCCAGCCGUUCUGGUCACAUCGAGGACAUGAAGGCACUGUGACAUCAUUGGCAGCCUGCCCCGCUUCUGCUCAUUUCGCUACGGGCGGAAGAGUCUCUGGCGAUGGCUGGAUAUUCUCUGGUGGUCAAGACGCUACGAUCCGCGUAUGGGAACGAGGCCGAGUCGAUCCCAAGGCCACCCUGGAAGGGCACACAGAUGCUGUCUGGACUGUAUGCGUUCUUCCGACCAACUGUGCUAAUCUCUUUGGCGCGGAUAGUAGCAAGUAUGGAGGACCGGACCGCGUCAUACUUGCUUCUGGGUCUGCUGACGGCACUAUCAAAAUCUGGGCUGUAAGUGCGCCGCCUCAGCUGGUCUCACCGCAGACGGGAUCUCGACGUGGUGUUGGUGGUAGCCGAAGACAUUCCGUCACAUCUGGCUCGCAUCACCCAUCCUCACCGCAGCCCAGCAUUGCUACUACGACACCAUUCCAUCACACGUUGAUACAUACUAUCGAGCGCGACACGCAUCCUUCGCCUACUUGUAUCAGCCCGCUAUCACCCACUGGAGAGAACUUUGUUGUCUCAUUCUCCGACGCAUCUAUAUUGGUGUACGACACGAGGACCGGCGAGGAAUUGAUUGGUAUGGCUAGCAAUGAGUCAUAUGACGGCACUCCAGCGACUGGUAUUACAUCAGUCGUGACAAGUUCCCAAUACCUUGAAGGCUCGUCACAAGAGGCGGGUCGCGGUGGUCCUGACGAGGAAGGUAUACACGGCCCGACGGGAUCUGCCAAUGGCGGUCUCGAAGGUGUUGUAAUCAGUGGGCACGAAGACCAUCUCAUCCGGUUCUUCGAUGCCAACUCAGGACAAUGUACAUACAGCAUGCUUGCACAUCCUGCAGCUAUCUCUUCGUUGUCGCUCAGCAAAGACGGCCGGGAAGCCGUCUCCGCUGGCCACGACGCUUCCAUUCGUUUUUGGUCCCUUGACAAGCGCAUCUGCACACAGGAGAUCACCGCGCAUCGUAUCAUGCGUGGCGAAGGUGUGUGCAGCGUAGUUUGGAGUCAGGACGGUCGCCUUGUCGUCUCAGCAGGUGGCGACGGCAUAGUGAAGCUCGUCGCUCUGCCCCAGAGCAUCCAGUCUGCAAAAGAACUUUACGACUUGCGCCUCAAAUACAAAGAUGCCUCGGUUCUCAUUACCGCGAUAUACUCCGAGUCCAUGGUCAUUGCAGCGUCAUUGUCUCAAGUCCAAAGCCUCCUCCAACAUGACGCGCUACGGGAGAAGCCCCAGCUGCUCGAGACCUUCGAUCGUGCGCUUACGGGAUGUCGAGUCGUAUACGGGUGCCUAGAAGAGGAGGUACGCGACUUGAGAGUGAAGGCGGAGAACGACAACCUGAAGUUCAAAGACAAAGCGAAGUUUGUGUUCAAGGAAGAGACCUUCAAAGAGCUGCUCACCCAGAUCCGUGGCCAGCAGUCAGCGCUCAGUUUGCUGAUACAAGGAUUGCAGAUGGAGUCAAUUGCGGAUAUCAAGAAGCUGGUUGAGGAUAAUAGUGUGACACUCGAUCAGGUUGUAAAGCGGUCGAGGACUCUACGGCAGUCGCACCCGAAACUGAAGGUACCGGAGUCGUUGUUCGAUCGGAAAGGUCUCGGCGACAAUGAGGCUGAUGUAGAGUCUAUCACGAAAGCUACGGAGUUUACGUUCGAUGAUGAGGUUGUCAACUCGAAAGCGUAUCGUAGGGCUAUGGCAAUAGCCAUGUCUACUUCACGCUACGAGAUCGAUGCGUCUGAGGAGACAGGUACUGCGAUACCAGAAGACAAUUCGAUCGCUCUCGAGACGACGCCUCCCAGUGUACUGAAGUCGGAAACAGAGAGAGAACCAUCCCCUCAGGCCACAACGACGAAUGAACACGCAGAUUUGUUCGACACCCUUGAGCGCGACAUACUAUCCUUUAUGCCGCAAACCUCAUCCACGACACUUUGCUUGACCCCCAACCACACAGGGUCUAAGAGUCCUUCUUCGCUACCAAAUGAUCCUUACGGCUCAUUGACUCCGGCGCCGCUGCGAUCAUUCAGUGGAGACAGCGGAAUGGGGAUUUCAGAAGCUGCGCCUCCGUUGCCUCCUCGCCGCCCAAGUGAGCAGCAUGUCGCAACGCCCCAGAUGCGCUCAGUAUCUUCUGAUGAUAGCAUGUUUUCCUCCAUCGCACCAUCGAUUUUAUCAAAAGCGUCCACAGGAUCGUCUUACACCGUGUACGAAACUCCACCGUUAAGCCCUAAUUCGACCGGCAUACCUUCGCGAAAGCCCCUGCCCUUCAUGCAUAAGCCAUCUUACAACGCUCAAGGUAACACCACGCGUGGUAUGGACGAAGUUGCAGCAGCUGGGGCAUCGUUACCCUUGUACAAUGUCGAAAUGCACAGUAUCUGGAUGUCACUGGCCGAAGCCGAGAGGAAGUUUAUUGACCGCAUAAUGAGACUGAAGCGAAUGUUCUACGAUAAUAUCAUAAAGCAAUGGCCGGUCCUUGAGAAGCAUAUGGAUGCUAUCCUUAUCGGCGAGCAACUUGCGACACUUCAUCAGCAGUAUCUGCUCCAGGCGAUGGACCGUGAUCUCGCUGGCAGUACUAAUGCCCUCUGCAAUCCAUACAUGAUCGAUAUCUGGGUAGAGAAGAGUCAACAACUGUAUCGAGAAUACUGUCGCAAGAUGCCGCAUGCGGCCUCCUCACUACGAACGACACAGAACUUGGACCCGAAGUUUACACCUUUUGUCAACACACUUGGUCUGAGUAUCGCUUAUUUUGGUAAGAGCUGGCAAGACUAUCUGGAGCUUCCUCAGGUACAGAUGCAGAGUUAUAUCGACAGUCUGCAGAGGCUUGUCAACAUCGCGGACUCCCUCAAUGACCCGACAGCAAACCAGGAGGCUAUGCGUUUACGCCGUGCUCUACAGGCCGUCACUUGGCUGAAAACAUCCAUCUCGACCUUACUAGAUGAAGCUCAGGCUCGUGAAGAUGUACAGAAUCUCCAGAGGCGUAUCCGCACAGAUGCGCUAACGUUUGCGCAACUGCGUCUGCACGAACCUGCCCGUCGCGUCAUUCACCAAGGCGGCAUGGCGAUGAAGUUCAAGAGCCAGGGACCUUGGAUUCCAGUACACGCCAUGUUGCUCGAUAAUUACUUCAUAUGGGGCAAAGCUAAGAAGAGCAAAGGCGAUGAGGUUCUGAUAACGGACCCACCUAUCGCGGUCGCCGACAUGGAUCUGUCCCUUCCCACAGACGCAUACCAGUUUCAGAAGGCUACCAUGCUCGACCAGAUAGCAAGGGGCUCAGUCGUAUACAUCAUCACAAUCAACAACAAAGCCCAGCCAGGCAAACCCAGUCUGCUAGGCCUGGGCGAUACUGAACGGACUCUCGACGAGCUACAGCACUCAGCUCUGGCGCUUCACUACACCGUACACAACAACCACUGCCUGUCCAACCUCGAGAGCCUGAAGCCUCCGGCUUGCGAUGUGUACCUCCCUGACAAUGGGGCCGACCUGCUUCUGUUCGGAAUCGUACCGGUUUGGAAGAACAACAGCUGGCGAUUGCAGUCCGCUUCUGAGACUAUCACGGAGGUUAACGGUGCGCCCAUUCAGUUCAGCGAUCCGCAUGCACAAAACCAGUUUCCACAAGCGAUCUAUCUGCGGCAGAACUCAGUCAACCACGUUUUCGUCAAUGGCUUGCGAGUCGACAUCUUCAUGUUAAAGGCAGUACGAGAACUCUACGCGAUGGAAACAGCAUUCUUGCCGUCAGAGCUGCAUCCCCACCUACAAGACGUCACUCAUCGCCCCGAAGCUUGGGCGCAAACUCGCUACCUGCCGCUAUCUGAACAAGUCUCCGCGAACACCUGCCGGGUUCUCGAACGCUUUACAGGCAAGAUCGAGACAGCGAAAUCCUUCCGCCGUGCGGGAAACCGCCGCGAACUUCGGGAUGCUGAGUUUCUCAAGUUUGGCAAGACUAAAGUCGAUGUAUCCGUAGUUCGUUACUUGCAGUCUCUCGACAUUAACCACAUCCCCGCUGUCAUUACCGAGACGCAUGAGGGCUUCAUGACAUACGCGGCUCUCGAAGAGGACAUCAAGAAGCAACAUCCGCGCGUGCGCUUCUCAAUCGCUUCGAAGCUCUCGCGGCGACUGUUAUCAGCCCUCGCCUUCUUGCAUUUCCACAAGAUCGUUCACGAAAACGUCACCAAAGAGGGUGUCUUGCUUCGCCUAGGGGACUACAAGCCCGAAGCUGUGCUCUUAGUCGACUAUACGAGGGCAACGUCGUUCCCUGCUGGCAUACCUGAACCUCUGGAGAAGAUGAUCGAGGACGGUCGCGCCGCGAUGGAGAUUGUCGAGAGCUGCUGCGAUAUCUGGCAACUGCGGAAGGCACCACCGAAAGAUGCCUUCGGCGAAGCCUUCAUGGCGAAGAAGACCGAGGUUGCUCGCCAAGAAUCCGCUCUCAUGGAGCGCGUCGUCGCCGACUUCUUCGGACCGAAAGGCAAAUCGCGAGAGUCUGAAAAGGGCAAGAAGAUGCUCAACUUGGUGCAAAAGAAGCGAGACGACUGGCAUUCUGCUCGAAACGCUCAGAUCCACAAUGCGACCCGCCGUGAGGUAGGGCUAUGCCGCUCUGAUAUGAUCAAAAAGAUGGAGCAUGAGUGGUCACUCCUGCAUCCAUUUCCAAAGAUCGGCGAAGAGCAGCAUAUGAUAUUGACUCUGGGGCAUCCAUACCUAGACGGCCUGGCUACGAAACUCUACCACAAUCAAUGGGACCUGCCCCCGCGGGAUGUGUGCACCAAGAUCCAACAACUUGCCGGCGAGGUGGAAGAACCCUGGCAGACCUUCGCAGUCAAGCGAACAGUGCCAUUGACACAGGUCGAGGGUGGCUUCGAAGAGCGUUGCUUCUUGCACUGGCUAGCGAGCUGUUGCGAAGCCUACCCAGAGUGGCGUCACGCGAUUGUUGAGGAGUACGAGCGCCUCGUCGCACCCCAGCACGGAGUGAUUGUCUUUGCAGAUAUCAAGAAGCUUCGAGGUGCUCUUGCGGGUCUAGGUACCAUGCCGGAGGUCCUACACGCCACAUUCACGCGUUUGUCCAGUGAGAUCAAGACCCAGCCUACUACGAACAUCGAAGAGGUGCACAAGAUCUGGUAUCACCUGCCCUCACGAAUGUUCAAUCUGACCCAACUACAUCGCCUGGCAACUCCUGGUCGCCUUGUCGCCUGCAUCAAUGAGGGCGACACAGAUUGUAAUGACUGGGUAGAAGUACGCGGAGAGCCCAAGCUAGAGGGUCAUUACGCCACCCUGUCCUUGUUGUCGGACUUUGCGAAGCAACUAGGACUGACAGCCGAGGACUAUCGUCUUACGCAAGACUUCCCUCCAUAUGAUCCAGCGGACUUCAGCCGGGUUAUACAGCGCGUCGUCCUUGCUCACACUGGUCUUCUUCCCUGGGCAUCUGUCACUCGCAAGGGCGCCCAGUUCAACUUCCAUGCACCCGAUAUUGCCCGCGACUACGAGAGUGCUGGGGCGUUUUUAUCUACUUAUUUUGGCGGUAUGAAGAUGUUGCCCACGAUGCCACACGGUAGUGAAUUCUAUGAGCGCCCUGGUCACUGGUCAAACUUCAAGACUGGAAGGGAAAUCGAUGAGGCAAUGGAAGUGGACAAGCGACCCAUUCUGCCUGCGAAGGGUCAGUUGAAGAAGUCGGCAUCGCAGUCGAUGAAGCCGCUUCAGGUUUUGUCGCCGCAUGUUGAUCGUGCUCGCCUCUCUCAGACGCUGGAGACUCGCAAGCGUGCUCGUGCUAGGGCUCGACCUCUAGGUAAACGCGAUGCAGACAACGAAGUAUCGGGCACAGCCAUGCAGGCCGCGAAGCGUCCACAUCUUCUUCUCAGUGCCCAAGUCUCCCAUCAGCCCAAUGCACCACCAGCGGAGGAGCCCCGGCCUACUACCUCGUUGACGGACCGUGAUCUGGACAAAACCAUUGCCAACCUGGAACGCCAGUUCUCAUCUGGUGAACCGCUCCCUCAAGUCUCACACGUGCCAGACACGUCGUUCUUCACACGAAACAACGGAGUAAACACCAAUGUCCUUAGCAGCCCGCCUGCUAUCUCAGCAAUUGAACAGGGAACAUUCACUAUCGUAUCCGAUGACGAAGUCAACUUAGACGAAGACUACAAGCAAGCAGAAGAUUGGCUGAAGCAUAUGGAGGAAGACGAUGCGCCUCGAGAUUCCGGUAUCUUCGGUCUCAAUUUCCACCAUACCUUCCGUGAGCAGGGUGAUGAACUGGAUGCUGAAGGAGACGAGUCAGGUGAUGAAGAUGGUGGUGGAGCGACGCCGGUUACCAGUGACAAGGCGAAACAGAAGGACCCGCCGGCACCCAAGCUCAAAGACAACAGCGCGUUUGCAGCCGGCUUGAAUGCGAUGGCGCCAAUGCGAGGUAUGAGCAAUGCACAGGCAGUCUCACAGUCCUUUCCCAUGUUCCAAUCGGCGCCCAAGCAGAGCAGUCCUCCUUUCGCUCGACCAGCUUUCCUGGCUACCCUCCGUGCCGAGUCUGGAGCUCACCGUCGCAACGAUAUCUCCAUUUCGGAUCUCGCCAACGUGAGUUUCAGGAUUGAUCCUGCGCGCUCAGAUCCUCCACCACCGGCAAAGGGUGUGAGGGGAUCUGAGCAAUCGCCGCCGCCGUCAGCCCAGCCACAGCGUGUGGAUGAGUCGUUUGGAUCUGACGUUUCUGUUCCGAACUGGAGGAUAACAGGAGAAUGCAAGGACAGUGAGGAAGAAGAGGAAGAAGAUGGAGAACUGAAAGACUGUCAACCAGGCGAGCGGCUUAGUCAGGGUGAGUCACCAGGCACGCAACCGGGAGAGCCUUCUAGUCAGGAUGAGCCGCCAGCCACGGGACAAGACGAGGCUCUACCAGCCACGCAACCAGGACGAGACAUCUCCGGUCAGUACGACGCUCUACAAGACGCACAGCCAGGAGAAUUGGCCCGUCUGCAUGGACUACCAGACACCCAACCAGGAGGUCAGUCAAGUAGCGUAGAACAGCAUCCCGAUCAAGGCGAUGAUCCAUGGAGCCAGCCACCAGUAGGGUGGGAUGGUCGGAGUCCCUACUCGUCGUUCUACCCACCACCAUGGAAACGAUAG
This is a messenger RNA of Alternaria infectoria, 8493 nucleotides long. RefSeq lists its product as uncharacterized. The record is from RefSeq and is a predicted model, not a curated record. The coding region runs from base 1 to 8493 and encodes 2830 amino acids. Gene Ontology annotation, molecular function: guanyl-nucleotide exchange factor activity; protein binding. NCBI's taxonomy places the organism in Eukaryota, Fungi, Ascomycota, Dothideomycetes, Pleosporales, Pleosporaceae. The transcript has 8 exons.